This is a messenger RNA of Anas platyrhynchos (mallard), 5089 nucleotides long. It is a transcript of the gene P2RY1, whose product is annotated as purinergic receptor P2Y1. The record is from RefSeq and is a predicted model, not a curated record. Gene Ontology annotation, molecular function: ATP binding; G protein-coupled ATP receptor activity; G protein-coupled ADP receptor activity. NCBI's taxonomy places the organism in Eukaryota, Metazoa, Chordata, Aves, Anseriformes, Anatidae. Gene Ontology annotation, cellular component: plasma membrane. Gene Ontology annotation, biological process: relaxation of muscle; phospholipase C-activating G protein-coupled receptor signaling pathway; platelet activation.
CCCCCGGCCCCCGCCCGCCCCCGCCCGCGGCCGGCGCGGAGCCUCCCGCGGCACCGGGGCUGCGGCCGCGCUCCCCGCGGCGGCGCCAGGCAGGGGCCGUCCCGCGGCUCCCGGCCGCCCACCCGCCAGCAGCCCCGGCCCCGACACGGGACCGGCCCGGCCAUGGCAGCCGCGGGCGGGACGCCGCGCCCCGGCCGAGAGCGGAGCCGAGCGGGAGGCAGAUGCGCCGCUGGCCCUGUAGAGACUUUGCUGCUUCACCUCAGGCUUAUGUGACCCUGCUGGAAAGAUCAUGACCGAAGCCCUCAUCUCUGCUGCUUUGAAUGGAACUGAACCCAACCUGUUGUCCGGCAGCGGCUGGCCGGCGGGAAAUGCCACCACCAAGUGCUCCCUGACCAAAACCGGCUUCCAGUUCUACUACCUGCCCACCGUCUACAUUCUAGUCUUCAUCACUGGAUUUUUGGGAAACAGCGUGGCGAUCUGGAUGUUUGUCUUCCACAUGAGGCCUUGGAGCGGCAUCUCGGUUUACAUGUUCAACCUGGCGUUGGCCGACUUCUUGUACGUCUUGACGCUGCCCGCCCUCAUCUUUUACUACUUCAAUAAAACCGACUGGAUCUUCGGGGAUAUCAUGUGCAAACUGCAGAGGUUCAUUUUCCACGUGAACCUCUAUGGCAGUAUUUUGUUUCUAACAUGCAUCAGCGUGCACAGGUACACGGGCGUCGUGCACCCCCUGAAGUCGCUGGGGAGGCUGAAGAAGAAGAACGCCGUUUACAUCAGCACCCUGGUCUGGGUCAUCGUGGUGGCCGUGAUUUCGCCAAUACUCUUCUACUCGGGAACGGGGAUAAGGAGAAAUAAAACCAUUACGUGCUACGACACCACGACCGAUGAUUACCUGAGAAGUUACUUCAUUUACAGCAUGUGCACCACGGUGUUCAUGUUCUGCAUCCCGUUCAUAGUGAUUCUUGGCUGUUACGGACUAAUUGUGAAAGCUUUGAUUUACAAAGAUUUGGACAACUCUCCUCUUAGGAGAAAGUCAAUUUACCUGGUUAUUAUUGUGUUGACAGUCUUUGCUGUGUCGUAUCUUCCCUUCCACGUGAUGAAGACCUUAAAUCUAAGAGCCAGGGUGGAUUUUCAGACUCCACAAAUGUGUGCCUUCAACGAUAAGGUUUAUGCCACUUACCAAGUGACGAGGGGUCUGGCCAGCCUCAACAGCUGUGUAGACCCCAUUCUUUAUUUCCUGGCAGGUGACACCUUUCGAAGGCGGCUUUCCAGGGCAACCAGGAAAUCCUCCCGAAGAAGUGAACACAAUGUGCAGUCCAAAAGUGAGGAAAUGACUCUCAAUAUUUUAUCAGAGUAUAAGCAGAAUGGAGAUACAAGUUUGUGAAUUAAUGCGAAAGAUUUGGGAACGGUUUGCAAAAAUCCUCCACUUUGACAGAGUAGGACGCGAUAGUGCUACAAGUGUGUGAGGAAAAUUUAUCAGUCUCUCAAACUCAUUUUAGAUAAAGCCUCUUUUUCUGCUCUUAGAAAAAAACUUAACAAAGUAAGUGGAAGAACUUUAAUCUUAAUGGAGAAUAACAUGUCAAAAUUCAGCUUUCCUUCUCCUUACAAUGUUCUCGUUUCUUUCUGACUUGUGUCAGAUAAAGUAAAAUGAAGUAAAUCCCCUAAAGGAAGAAAGCAAUCAAAGUGCUUCUGUUUCAGUGACUUAGUCUCCCACACUCAAAGCGAUCUUCAUUAGCCUCCCUUUAAAAAUAGGAAAUAAAAGUAAGAAAGAGCAGCAUCUUCUCUUCUGAUGCUCAGUCCACAUACUGAGCCUCGGUGCUGUCCUUUCGCUCACUUGCCAUUGUAAACAAGUGUGUAAAUCACGGUCCUGGUGCGGCUGGCACACCUUUACGGUUUCAUUAUUUCUUCAUCUACUUCUAGUGUUGAUAAUUAUUUGGUAGUUUGGUAACGUUUAUGAUUCAGUCUUCGAAUGCCAGCGUGUUACAAAAGAUAGGCUUGCCGACGUGUGUGCAUGAUUAUGCUUUCAGUUCACGGCGGCUGCUCGUGGCAGACGCGGAACCCGCAGCAGACCGCCGCGCGGGCGGGUGGGUGGCUCCGGGAGCCGGUGCAGGCACCUGCCUCGCACCCGCGGGCAGCGGUGCGCUCCGUGAGCUGCUGCUGGAGCACGGUGUGUGCACAGGGGCCGGCGGCCUGAUCCUGCCUGGGCACUGCGUGCUGCAGCCCCUGCCCUUGGCCGCUCGUGGUUGCGGUCGUCCUGCAGGUCUUUACGGGUAGAGCGCCAGAAACGUGUCUGCUGGGACUGGCCGUGCCUUGUAGAGGAGUGGAACUACAUCACCUGAGUCACCUGCGGUUUCUUUUGGUGCGAGAAUAUUUCUGUUCCUGGCAAUCUUUACAGAGAACAUGAAAGUUGUUUCCCAAGAAUAUACCUAUAAAAAACGAUAUAUAUAUGGUUUAUAUUAUAUAUAUGUAUAAAUAAUUGGGAGGGAAUUAAUUUUUUGGUAUUGUGACAAAUUACUGUAUUAACAAGAUGUUGCAAUAUACUACAGACUAAAUCUACCCGUUUGUUGUAUAUCUUCUCCAAAUGUGGAAUAGGUCAUCUAAAAUUAGUCAAGCUGAAAUGUUGUGUAAUACAAGAGCUAGUGAUCAGAGCACAGAUGAAACCUUACAUGGGCAGUCAUUCAUUUCUCAUAUUUUUAAGAAAUGUGUUUGAAAAUAUUGUGUGUUAAAAGCAGUAUGAAGGCAUGCUUUAAAUGAUAAAUUUAGUGUACAAAAUUAAGUUCUGUGUAAUCCUAGGGGUGAUUUAAGCAGAUCCUCAUUCCUCCAGUCUUCAUAGUAAGAGUAAAAUAUUUAUAUUUUGCUUACUGAUUUUCAGUGGUUGGUAACAAACAGGAGUAGCCUCGUUACUUUUUGACAUCGUUGUAAAGCAGCUUCUGUUCAGACAUACAGCUUCUUAAUCUGCAAAGUCCCUAUUUAUUGAACUUAUUUAUUAGAAAACUAAAUGUAAAGUAUGUAAAGUGUGGUUCUCCGUGUUCAUAUUCAGAAUUGGGCAUUAAUGGAAAAUUUAACAGCAUGUUUAAAUCAUUGUACUACUGUGUCUUCUAACAGAACAUCUUUAUAAUAAACUCAAUUCCACCCUGACUAUUCACUCUUGAUAUAUAACCUAGAGAUAAAUUAAACUACUAAUAUAUAGCCUAGAGAUAAAUUAAACUACUGCUUAGGAAGCAUAGCUUCUUGAAGCAAUGUUAAGAUCCCAUUUAGCACUGUAAGAUGAAAAAUGGAGAGAGUGAAAAAAUCCCAACCAAGGGUCAAUUGCUAAUUAAUCCCUACUGACAAAACACUGUAGAAUAGCACAGCCUAUUUAUAUCACCAGAGAAUGAGACUGGUUCAGAAUAAAUGACUUCUUCUAUUAUGUGAUUAUUUGAGACUUCAUUCAGCCGAGGCACAUCUUGUUUAGAAUGGCAGAUGAAUUAAGCAGAGGGAGCACAUUAAAAUAUGAUACGCUCUGGAUCUGCUUCUCUAGGUUUAAAAUUGUAUUCGUGUCCCAGAGUUUUGUAGUCUAUUUCUCUUUUUUCUUUCAGUUAGGAAAUAAAAUGUUCCACCAAGUCAUGUCCUAAAAAAGGUCCUAAACGCGGAGACGCAGCAGAACAAAAGCCUUGCACCCAGGCUGGUCCUUCUGUAGUUGCUCAAAGUCUUUUUGCAGCGUGCCUCUCUAAUACGGCAAAGUUGGCUGGCUCUUACGCUGUGUAUAGUUCAAGUGCAACCAAAUUGUACAAGCCCAGGGACCCCAGGUUUGGCAUGCUGCAGGAGAAACCCACCUGUCUGCACAGAGAGCCUGUUGGGGAAAAUCCCCCCCGAGAUGCAAACGGCAGUACCUUCCCCACAAACAUGGGUCUUGAGCUCCUGGGGUGGAUUUUGUGCACUCAUCCUGAAGCAGCUGUAAGAUCUCUGCUUCAUCUUGCCUCACUGAAGAGAGCUCUGCAAUUUGACCGGUGUGGUCACCCGGUGCGUUGCUGAGGUCUGUGCUGAUAUUUUAUUUAACAGAGACCCUUUUUAUUGCUGAGCAGCAAGGGCAGGCAGCUUCCCGCAGCAUCUUCACCCCACAGAGGUGUACGGGAGCCUCCCGCUGACCCCGAGAAGGAUCAUUGAACACAGUUUACACACAGUUUGUUUUCCUUCUUUUAGCUCCUGUGACCUGGAGAGCUAACCCCUCAAACCACAUCCUACUCCCAUGUGGUUCCCAGAUGCACACACACCGAGGUGCCACAGCCAGCACUGAGACCUGCUGGAACUUGAGGCUGAUCCUCACAAUCUUAUGUAGUUCCUGCUUUUUUUUUUUUUUUUUUUUUCUUUUUUUUUAAAGCGCUGUUGUUUUUGCAGUAGGUUAGUCAGAGGCACUGCACAAUCACACCCAAUUUGUAUCUCCUCCCACCUGGCUGCUCGUUACCUGCAGCAUCACAGAAUCGCGUGUGUUGGGCUGUCCCAGCAGCGGGGAGCCUGCUCGGGCACGGGGACACUGCUGGGAUGAAAACCAAGGCAGUGUGCUGGCUGCAGCCAUGGGCUCCGGGGGAGCUUGGCAAGUCUGUUGUUAAAUAUUUCCCUUUUGGUACUUACCCUUACCACAGUAGUGAAAAACAGUCAGUCCAUGGACAUCCGUUUAGUUAUUUGUGAUGGGUAUCAUUGAAGAAGCCUUUCCCUAAGCCGCUUUACUGAAGUUCCUUUCUGACCUAUCUGAUGUGCAAAGACUAUGCAAUCUCAAUUACAGCCUGUGGGCUUUGGCUGGCAUUGUUAAUUAAUUAGCAAUGAUGACAACGGGCUGUGUUAGUGGGAGCCAGAUUCAGCUCAUCAACUAACUACAAGACCACCUAAAAGCUCCAUCUUCCCUCGUGCUGCAUUAGCCUUUGACUAGCAAAUGAAAUCAAACAUUUCAUGAUUAUGCCUUUAACCUAUUUUUCCUCUGUGUCAAUUCGGAAUCUUUUAAUAAAUAUAAAUCAUUCACUGAAGAUGCCAAAAGAAGUUUGAGGUAAAUAGUUAUUUAUGAGCUUUAGACUUAGGAAAGCAUUCUACCAUCAUCCAUACAGAAACAAAUUGUUAU